This is a messenger RNA of Daucus carota subsp. sativus, 4965 nucleotides long. RefSeq lists its product as uncharacterized. The coding region runs from base 1 to 4965 and encodes 1654 amino acids. Gene Ontology annotation, biological process: telomere maintenance; DNA repair. The record is from RefSeq and is a predicted model, not a curated record. The transcript is spliced from 15 exons. Gene Ontology annotation, molecular function: DNA helicase activity. Lineage: Eukaryota; Viridiplantae; Streptophyta; Magnoliopsida; Apiales; Apiaceae.
AUGGAUGAGGUCAUCGAAUGCCAAGAUGGAGGGCCUGUAUCUACUGUAGGCGGAAUCUCGAACAAAACAGUUGUGGGUAAAUCGUCUAGGAAGCCCUUGGGUGAUGUUACAAAUGUAUCAAGCCCUUAUCGGAUUCCUGCUGCUUUGCAGAAGGAAAAUGUUACACCCAGUAUUGAAAAAACAGUAAACAAAAAUGUUACCAGUAAGAGAGGUUUGGCUGCUGCAUGCAAUGAAUGUGUUGCAAGAUCACCUAUUUCUUACAAUUUCUCUAGCCAGGCCAAAGUUCAUCUUCCAACCAGUGGAUUGUUUUCACCUGAAAGCACAAUUCCCAGUAGUCAGUUUACCCCUCUCCAGAGGAAAGGCUCGCUUCGUGUUGACCAUCCAGCGGGUGUCCAAGAGAGGAGGAGGAAGGCAGGGAUUGCUUACCCUGAUUGUGAAUCUCAACAUAUACCUAAAGGAGUAACCAAGAAGGCAAGACGUGCACGACCCGAGGUUGUUGAUUCUAUUACCAAGAGUUUUUUAUUUGAAGAGACAAAUCCAGUUAAUAAAAUGGUUAUUCCAACACACCUUGAUGAUGGAGAAUCUUCAUUUAUUGGUGAUGAGGAGUUAUACGAUGACUUCCUUGAAGUUGAUGAUUACGAGGAACAUGCUGAGGAGUUCAAUUCCCGAUAUGAGAAGAACCUUAAACCAGUUCCAAAAGGUUACGGUUUCAUUGGUCCUCCAACUGGUAGAUGUGUUAAAUGCCAGUCAAUUAUGUGGGUUGAAGAACGAUGUAACAAAGGUGUGAAGAAAGGAUUGUUCAAAUAUAAUAUAUGCUGUGGUAAUGGUAAAAUAAAGCUUCCACCAGCUCCAAGGACUCCGUCAUACCUAUGGCAACUUUAUAAUGACCCUUUGAAAGGUCCGCACUUUCACCGUAACACGCGAGUGUACAAUUCUAUGUUUGCCUUCACAUCAACUGGUGGGAAUGUCGACUCAUCUAUAAACAAAGGAGGAUCACCUUAUGUAUAUAAGCUGAAUGGGCAGAAUCAUCACCUCUUUGGGACCUUGAUUCCAGAUGAAGGGAAAGAUCCAAAAUUCUGUCAGUUGUAUAUAUACGACACAGCCAACGAAGUUCAGAAUAGACUUAGGUGGGUUGAGGUGGAUAGGUCUGAUGAGAUAGAUGAGGAGAUUGUUAGCGGUCUGAUUGUAAUGUUGGAUGAAAAGAAUGAGCUUGUGAAAAAAUUUAGGAGCGCUAGGGAUAGGUUUGAAAACAAUGAAGUUGUGGAAUUGGAUAUUUUUUUGAAAGUUUCCCGCGCAACUGAUGGGAGGGAGAAUCGCGUUGGUCCUUCGAACGAAGUUGCUGGAAUUCUGGUUGGAGAUCAGGAGGAGACUGAUGAAAGUCGCGAUGUAAUUGUUGAAGACAUCAAAACAGGGCUGCAGCGUAUUACCAACAUUCACCCCAAAUUGAUGGCUUUGCAGUACCCUCUACUUUUCCCUGGCGGUGAAGAUGGUUUUCACCUAGGUCUAAAAUAUGAGUCAACUGAAGAACAACGUGGUAAGACGAGAGAGAGCAUCACACUGAAGGACUACUACGCAUACAGACUACAAGUCCGGCACAAUGAAGGUAUGACUCCGAGACUUGGAGGACGAUUAUUUCAACAGUAUAUUGUAGAUGCGUUCUCAACAAUAGAGCAGGCACGACUGUGGUGGUACAGAACCCACCAGACAACACUCAGGAGUGAACUCUACAGCCACAUAUGUGAUUCUGUACGAUCUGGUGAUUCAGACAAAUCCAACCUUGGUAAAAGUUUCAUUCUACCAGCUGGCUAUGUGGGUUCAAAGCGCUAUAUGCAACAAAAUUUUCAGGAUGCUCUUGCUGUUUGUCGUCAUAUUGGCCAUCCUGAUAUUUUCUUAACAAUGACCUCUAAUCCUAUGUGGCCAGAAGUUAUUGAGAUGAUGAAGCUGAUUCCUUUUGGUACACCUGUUGACAAUCCUGAUAUAAUAGCUCGGGUUUUUAAGCUUAAACUCACUCAACUUCUGAAUGAUAUCCGCCAGGAAGGUUUUUUUGGGAAAUGCAUUGGAGUUAUGUAUGUUGUUGAAUUCCAGAAGCGCGGCUUACCUCAUGUGCAUAUGCUCAUAUGGCUGGAUAAUGAUUCCAAAACCAAACUGAAACGGAAUGUUGACAAAUUCGUCUCGGCUGAAAUCCCCGAUCCAGAAACAGAUCCAACUGGUUAUGAAGCAGUCAAACAGUUUAUGAUACAUGGACCAUGUGGCCCUGAAUUCCCAAAAUCACCCUGCAUGGUUAAUCACAAGUGUUCCAGGCAUUUCCCCAAAAAGUAUGCAAGCAGCACAAGUUUUGAUGAAUCUGGAUUCCCAGUCUACAAGAGGAGGAACACUGGUAUCACAGUAAAAGUUAGAAAUGCCGAGCUUGAUAACCAGUAUGUUGUCCCCUACAAUAGAGAUUUGUUGGUUAAGUACCAAUGUCAUAUUAAUAUCGAGAUAUGUUGCCAUGCUCGCAGCAUCAAGUAUUUGUUUAAAUACUGCUUGAAAGGUCCUGAUAGGGCAACUGUUGAAGUACGUGGUUCCCGACCAAUGCCAAAGAGUCAACCUGAAGAUCCUGUAGACGAGAUUCAACAAUAUUUUGAUGGGCGUUAUAUUUGCGGUGCUGAGUCUGCUUAUCGCACCUUUGGUUUUGACAUUCAUCAUAGGUCAAUCUCUGUGGAGCGACUUCCUUUCCACCUUCCUGGCAAACGACCAUGUACUUUCCGAUCUGAUGAACCUUUGAAGAAGAUUGCCAAUAGAGAAAAAAAUCGCAGAAGCAAACUGGAGGCUUUUUUCCACCUUAAUUCUAUUGACAACUGUGCUCAACAGUAUACAUACGAUGAGAUUCCAAAGCACUAUGUUUGGAAUGAUAAAUUGUGUAUGUGGACUCCUCGGAAGAAAGGUUUUCAAAUUGGGCGCCUGACAUACUGCCACCAUAGUAGCGGCGAUGUAUGGUAUCUGCGUAUGCUGCUUUCUAGGAUAAAAGGCCCUGUAUCAUUUGAGUCUUUGAGGACUAUAGAUGGGAAAGUAUACAAUUCAUUUCAGGAAGCAGCGAAUCAUUAUGGUUUUCUCAACGAUGACAACGAAUGGCAUGAGGUAAUUGCAGAGUGUGCCAAAUGUGGAUUUGCAUCACAGAUAAGGCAGCUAUUUGUGCACAUCAUUGUCAAUUGCCAAGUAAAUGAUGUUUUCAAAUUAUGGUCCUCGCAUAUUGAAUCCUUGACUGAUGAUAUAUUACACAAUCGUCGAAAAGCCACUGGCAAUACAGUGUUGACUCUCACUGAGGAAGAAAUUAUGUAUCAUGCUCUUGCAAAUAUUCAUCAGCUGUUAAAGGGUGUUGGGAAGAGUUUGUCUGAUUUUCCAAUGCUACCUCAACCGCCUCCUAUUUUUUUGAACACCGGAACCAAUAAUCUCAUCCUUGAUGAGACGAACUACGACGUUGCUGUGAUGCAGAAUGAAUUUGACAAAUUAUUUGGGAAUAUCAACGAAGAACAAAAGCAUGUUUUCGAAGAGGUAAUGAAAUCAGUAGAAAAGAAACAGGGUGGUGUUUUUUUUGUUUAUGGGAGCGGAGGUUGUGGGAAGACUUUUUUGUGGAGAACAUUGAUACACAAGUUACGUGCUGAUCGUAAGAUUGUAUUGCCUGUAACAUCUUCUGGCAUAGCUGCAACUCUUCUUCCAGGUGGACGUACAGCUCACUCUCGAUUUAAAAUUCCAAUUAUUCUUGACGAUUUUUCAGUUUGCAACAUAUCCCAUGACUCAGAUAUUGCUGCUCUGAUUAGAGAAACCAGCUUAAUUAUAUGGGACGAAGCACCAAUGACUCACCGAUACGCUUUUGAAUGUUUAGAUCGAACACUGCGUGAUCUAAUGAAAUCAGUUCAUCCUGAAAGAUAUCAUCAACCUUUUGGAGGAAUAACAAUUGUUUUUGGUGGUGAUUUCCGACAAGUUCUUCCUGUCAUUCCUUUUGCCUCUCGUGCAGACACUGUCAAUUCUAGCAUCACCCGGUCACGAAUAUGGAGGUUUUGCACAGUUUUCAUCCUAAACCGUAAUAUGCGUUUGGGUCGAUCAGAUGAUGCUGCGCGUGAUGAGGUGUUGAGGCAAUUUGCCAAAUGGGUUCUCUCUAUUGGAGAUGGUUCAUAUUCAAAAGUUGAUUCUGGUAACUCUGAUAUCAGUGAGUUUGAUGUAGAUCUUCCUCCAAGGUACUGCAAUUUAUCUGAUUCCAACUCAUCACAGAAAAUGAUUGAUGCUGUGUUUCCAGACCUUGAGAAAAUGUAUCAUUCUCCAGAGUAUCUUGGCGAAAGAGCAAUCCUUACUCCGACCAACAAAACUGCUUCGUAUAUCAACUCUGUUAUUGUUGAUAAAUUGCCUGGUGAUCCAGUAUCAUAUUACAGUCGAGAUGAUGCGCAGGAUUUUGGUGGUUCAGAGAGUGAAUUUCCUAUGUGUUUCCCAUCUGAGUACUUGCACAAUCUUAAUAUGCCUGGUGUUCCCGCUCAUCAUUUGAUUUUGAAGGAAGGUGCAAUGGUCAUGUUGAUGAGGAAUCUUGAUCAAACUGUCGGACUAUGCAAUGGAACCAGGAUGAUUGUCACAAAAUGCCUAAAACAUUCUGUUCAGUGUGAGGUUAUAUGUGGAUCGUCUGCUGGGCAACGUUUUUUCAUACCAAGGAUUGAAUGUUGUCCCAGUGAUACAAAGCUUCCGUUCAAAUUUAUUCGGAAUCAGCUGCCCCUACAAAUUUGUUAUGCAAUGACAAUCAACAAAUCCCAGGGUCAAUCCCUCUCUUUCGUUGGUUUAUAUCUUCCCAAACCUGUAUUCAGCCAUGGUCAAUUGUACGUGGCCAUCAGUCGUGUUACCUCUCCUGAAGGACUUCAGAUUUUCAUAGAUGACGAUUUCGGCAAGUGCACUACCAGAACUCAAAAUGUUGUUUAUCCGGAAGUUUUUUAUAACUUGACAUGA